AUGGGAAGUCUUCUGUGCAACGAGGUGUGGUUUAUGAGCCCUGCACCAGUCACUGUGCAUGAUAAAGUACGUGCCAAUGAUAAGUACCAUAAUGUAAGAAGGAGCAAUUAUACAACUAGUUGUUUAUACUCAACCAAAGAAGAUUUUGAGAAUGCUAUUGGGAUUUUUCUGGAUAAGGAAGCCAGUUACGUGCCAAAACCGGGAUAUGCGAGUCAUAUUAAGUCUGAUAACUCGAUUGAUCAAGCUAGGUUUAAGGGGGUUUGCUGGCUUAUUGAGUUACAUGGACCGAUUUAUUUCAAUAAUUCAUUGCCAAGUAAGGGAUGCUUCUACCUUUUUUUUCUUUUUCUUUUUUUUUCCCCGACUCCAUAUUCUUACAUAGAAUUGUUGAUACGCACCAUCGAUACCUUAAACAAAACCCUCGUAGAUAAUCUAACUGCACGCGUCACUCAACUGCUUCUUAAUACCCUUUUAGAUUCUAAAUUCUUGGAGUUUCGGCCGUGUGUUAUUGCCAUGUCUGCAAUAAAAUGCAUUCUUGAAAAUGAUCUGGUUCCAUCAACGUAUAAUACAUCCACAGAACAUUUUGACGCAUUUAUUUCCCAAGAUCGAAGGAAAGAAGUGAUAAAAUGCCAAAGCUGGAUGGAAAAAGAAAUAAUGACGAAUUACAGCAAUAAAUUAGAGUCCCAAAAUGCAAAUUACAGUACCCCUGCAAGUCCAAUAACCGUGCUAAAGUUGGAGUGGGAAAAAUUCCAUGCCUGUCAACUUGAUCUCUUUCUCUUUAAGAAGUCAAGGAUAAACAUCAAUUUCAGAUCAAGCAAUAAGAGGAAGAGAGAAGAACAAGAAUGUGCACUCUGAAAUUAAUUUUAAUUGUGUUGUUAUAAGGUCAAGUGCAUUUCAAUGUAGAAUUUGGUACGACUGCAAGUUUCUAGUGCCAAUAUAACUUACGACACUCCUCUCCCAUAACUAAAGUUUUUUAUGAAAUUUCAUGCAUUA
This is a messenger RNA of Olea europaea var. sylvestris, 990 nucleotides long. RefSeq names its product cyclin-D2-2-like. The record is from RefSeq and is a predicted model, not a curated record. Lineage: Eukaryota; Viridiplantae; Streptophyta; Magnoliopsida; Lamiales; Oleaceae. Bases 1 to 852 code for a protein of 283 amino acids. The transcript has 4 exons.